AUGGUGCCAGAAAACCAAACACGUAUUUCAGAAUUUAUUCUCUUGGGGAUUUCAGAAGAGGCAGAUCUACAGCCCCUCCUCUUUGGACUGUUCCUGUCAAUAUACCUAGUCACCUUCACGGGGAAUUUACUCAUCAUCCUGGCCAUCAUCACAGACUCCCACCUCCACACCCCCAUGUACUUCUUCCUCUCCAACCUCUCUUUUUCAGACAUUUGUCUAACUUCCACCACUGUCCCAAAGAUGCUGCUGAACAUUCAGAUGCAGAACAAAGUUAUUACCUAUGAAGAAUGCAUCAUUCAGAUGUAUUUUUUCAUGCUGUUUUUAGGAUUAGAUCAUUUCCUCUUGAUAGUGAUGGCCUAUGACCGGUUUGUGGCUAUCUGUCACCCACUGCACUACAUGAUCAUCAUGAACCCCAAGUUCUGUGGUCUCCUGAUUAUGGCACCCUGGUUACUGAGUGCUCUGGAGUCUCUAUUACAUAGUUUAAUGGUUUUACGACUGUCUUUUUGUACAGAAUUGGAAAUCUCCCACUUUUUCUGUGAAAUUAAUCAAGUAGUUCAACUUGCUUGUUCUGAUACAUUCUUCAAUAACCUAGUCAUGUAUUUUGCAACUGGACUUGUGGGUGUUAUUCCACUUACUGGGAUCCUUUACUCUUACAGUAAGAUUGUGUCCUCUAUAUUAAGAAUUUCAUCAGCUAAGGGCAAAUAUAAAGCUUUUUCCACUUGUGGGUCUCAUCUCUCCGUCAUUUCCUUGUUCUAUGGGACAGGUUUUGGAGUUUAUCUCAGUUUAUCUGCUACCCAAAACUCCAGAGCCAUUGCAAUAGCCUCAGUGAUGUACACUGUGGUCACACCCAUGCUGAACCCCUUUAUCUACAGUUUUAGAAAUAAGGACAUAAAGCAGGGCCUAAGAAAACUUUUCAGCUGA
Molecule: messenger RNA, 921 nt
Organism: Chrysochloris asiatica (Cape golden mole)
Lineage: Eukaryota; Metazoa; Chordata; Mammalia; Afrosoricida; Chrysochloridae
Product: olfactory receptor 7A5-like
Exons: 1
Coding region: 1-921 (306 amino acids)
Biological process (GO): G protein-coupled receptor signaling pathway
Cellular component (GO): membrane
Molecular function (GO): olfactory receptor activity; G protein-coupled receptor activity
Source: RefSeq, a predicted model, not a curated record